Molecule: messenger RNA, 4483 nt
Organism: Notechis scutatus (mainland tiger snake)
Lineage: Eukaryota; Metazoa; Chordata; Lepidosauria; Squamata; Elapidae
Gene: COLEC11
Product: collectin subfamily member 11
Source: RefSeq, a predicted model, not a curated record
CAAAAGCAGCCGUUUAUAUCAUGGGUUGUUGCCUCGUUCCCACACAUUUUGCUCCUAAUUAACGUCCUGCUGGACAGCUGAGCUGUUUCAAACAGGAAGCUGUUUAUAGAUAACGCUUGCAAACGGUUGGGCCUGAUUUGCUGGAUGGUCGAAGAGCAGCAGUUGAGCCCACUUCAAAUUAAAACCUAUCGGACUUUUGUAAAUAGUAGCAAUGAGGUCCAUCUGUGGUGCAGUGCCCUUUCAGUCAGCAGUUCAGCUACAGCGCCUCUUCUCUCAGCAAAUCUAAGCCUUGCAUUCCUGUCUCUUCCAAGAUCUGGAUAUGCUCAACAUAUUGCAGAGGAAUCCUGCUCUGUUCAGAUUCUGGUUCCAGGCCUCAAAGGGGAAAAUGGAGAAAAGGGGGAAAAAGGUGCUCCAGGCCGUCCUGGGCGAGUUGGACCUCCAGGGGAAAAAGGAGAAGUGGGAGACAAAGGGCAGAAAGGUAGCAUGGGGCGACAUGGAAAAGUUGGUCCCUUAGGCUCAAAAGGACAAAAAGGAGAUAAUGGAGAUAUAGGUCCACCUGGUCCUAAUGGAGAUCCAGGUAUUCCUUGUGAAUGUGGCCAGCUACGAACAGCCAUUGGUAAAAUGGAUAAUCAAGUGACCCUGCUGACAACAGAGCUGAAGUUCAUUAAAAAAGCACUGCCCUCCCCCGCAGCUGUUGCUGGUGUGCGUGAGACAGAUAAUAAGACAUACCUGCUGGUGAAAGAACAGAAGCGGUAUGUGGAUGCCCAGCUCUACUGCCAAGGAAGAGGAGGGACACUGAGCAUGCCCAAGGAUGAAGCCACCAAUAAUCUCAUUGCUUCUUACAUCAAUCAAGCUGGCCUCAGCCGAGUUUUCAUUGGCAUUAAUGACCUUGAGAAGGAAGGCAGCUUUGUCUACUCUGACCGAUCCCCUAUGCAGACCUUCAACAAAUGGAGCACCGGUGAACCAAAUAAUGCUUAUGAUGAGGAGGACUGUGUAGAAAUGAUCACCUCUGGGGGCUGGAAUGAUGUGGCUUGUCACAUUACAAUGAAUUUUGUAUGUGAAUUUGACAAAGAAAAUGUUUAAUAAAGUUUCCCCCUGCCAGGCUCUCUAUAUGCAUUUCUUUGGGGAAAGUUCAAUAAUUUGGGCAGUCCCACUAUUAUUGUAAUCAGUACUCCAAUUUCUGGAUUGAUUUUAUAUGGAAGUUGGUUUCUUGUUUAUGAGAUCCUUUGUAUCAGAGUGUAAAACUAUCCCAAGGUAGUUUUAUCCUCAUCCAUCCUUUUAUUCACAUUUUUUUCAAGCAAUCCCACCUAUCAACACAUACAUAAUUAAAAAGUUUUGUUAAAAUUUUUCUUUCUUUUGUGCAGGUCUUGAGUAUGGACCUUUCCCUCUAUACUUGUGAGUAUAGUGGGGUACAGGUAAGAGAAAAGUAAUGUAGGAAAUAAACCUUAUUUAUUAGCUAUGGCUAUAGUUACCCACUAUGGAGAAGGGUGGUAUUAUUUCUCAUGUGUUUACUUCGUUCUUAUUUGGCAUUAGGUUUUGGUUUUGUUAUUAAUAAAACCAUUUAUGGUGUUUUAAUCUUAGAAAAACUCAUUUUUUCAGGAUGACUUAGAAGUAACUGUUUUGCCAUUUUACCUGCAGAAAACAUGAAACCACAAUAUGUCUACUGGUUUUGCCUCAAAAUAUUAUAUUUGUGUGUGUCAGUAUAUACACAUACAGGGAAUCACAUUGUUUAGCUUUCCAUGCAACAGGUAAAAGUGCGAAAUAUCUCUUGCAUAGCUGAAGAUAUGUGGCUGACUAGGUAGGUUCAUUCCUGUGCAAUACACAAAGAAGUGUCUAACAAUGUAAUAAACUGUUUUACAUAGCAAAGCUACUCAGAAAUCCACUAAUUUUUGAAAUGAAGAUUUUUAUCAUUUUAAUAGGACUUUGUAAAAAUGCUUCCCAGCUGAAUACCGUCUGUAAUCUGGAUAGAAGUUGGCACAUAGGAACAUAAAAAAAACUUUUAAGCCCAGCGUCGAGAAGUUAUUGAACAAUGGUAGUAAAAUGUAAAUAUCAGGAAAAGCAAUAAAAGAUUUUGGUUUGUAAACUAACCCUAACCCCAAUUACUCCUAAUGUGAUGGGUUAUAAUAUGUUUAGAAAUAUAUAUUAGUAUUGUACAGCUGUAAAUAUAAUCUAGGUAUUUCUAGGUAUUUCAAAUAUCAAUUCCCCUUAGAAGAGCAGUGAUGACACAAUUUGCAUUCCUGAAAUAAAUAUGGCCCACAUUCAGGCAAUGCUUAGCUAUUUGAAAUCACUGGACUUAAACUUAGUUCUGUCCAGAAACCUAUACCUUGAGCCAAAAACCUCACUUUCUUCACUUUUGAGAUGAAUAAAAGAUAUACAAUUCUUUUAGGAUAUUUAAAUAAUAUGUCUAUGAUUUCCAUGUUUACACAAAAAAAUUUACACAAGAAGUCAUGUUGAUGUGUUUCCAUAAAUACAUCUUCAGGAGAAUAGUAACUUCUGAAAUUUAGAACAUAGUUCAUUAUAUUCUCUAAUAUGUUUAAUAUUGAACAUUUAAAAUAUUUGCAGCUGUAGAUUUCCUGGACUGAAUUAAUUUAAGUGAACAGUCCAAGUAGCAUUCAAUACUUUAUAACUUGACAAUAGGAAAUUAAAAGAAACAAGAUUAUAGAAAGAAUAAACUGUUUUCUUGAUUUAGGGUAGCUGGCAUGCUUAUAUCUAUCUAUAUAUGGUUAAAGAAAUGAAUUUAAGAAGAUCUCUGUUUCUCCAUGUGGUUUUAUGAUGACCAGGCUUGGGUUGCGAAGUCUAAUGAGCAGCAGAUGGCAGCAAGGAUUUAAUGUUUUUAAAAUCUAUAUCUAGAUUUAUAUUAUAUAGUACAAUAGUUGUUGUAAUUUUUGUAAUCAAGGUCUGAUAAUAUAAAAAAUUCAAAUGGUUUUUCGUUAUUCCUGCCAUUGUAGGCAAGGAGAAGCUGAGUAUCACCCAUCCUGGUAUUAAACAACAAAAAUUUGAAUUAAUUUAUCUAAUGUUAACCAUUACUCCAUCUGAGACUAAGAUUAAUUACAACUAUAAAUUAACCCUUUGUGAAGUUCUGUAUCUGUAAUUAGGAUGACUGAGUUCUUAAUCCCAUGACAGAAGCACAUUCAACUGACUGUAAUGUGCUUCUACCUGGGUUACUAUUGAGGAGGUGCACAUGAAAUUACUGAAAUUAAAAUUAAAUUUAGCAUGUUCUUAUUUAAUCAGCACAAAUAAAUUCAUAUGAAGUCUGAGACAAAUCCCAGCUGUAAGAAAUUGAUAUUAAUUUAAUUGGCUUCUCACAGUUGCUAGUGUUGGAAGUAAACUGGGAUAGGUUUAUUAAUAUAAAUGAGCUAUAAAAUUAACUCCAGCAUGCAAACAAAAUCUAAAACUGAUUAGCUCUUUUUGCUUGACUUUUGGGGAAUCCAGAACUGUACAGCUUCCUUACCACAAACAGUAUCAGUGGCUUAUAGUUUCACAGCAGCACAAGGGAACAAGUCAGUUAAUGAUUUUUUUAGACCUUUGCAUGGAUAACAAAUUGCAUAUGCUUAUUUAAUAAACAUAAUAAAUAUGUUCAAUUUGAAUAUUUGCUGUGAUUGAUUAUAGUUCUGGUUUGGGUUCACUUUAUUAUGCCAUAUUAAACUUAUCUACAUUGACCUACAUUGUUAUGUAUUUCUAAGUAAGUCAUUGAAUCAGCCCUACUGAGCUGCAGAGUUCAUUAGAUAAACAAAACAUUUUCAGUUAGCAUGACUCUUCCUUACUUUCCUCUACCACUAUACCAAUGAGUCCUCUGACUGUUUCAGUGUGUUGUUAUAGGCUAUAGUAAAGAUGUUAGAUAAAGACUUGGGGACCCACAGAAGCAGAUUUGAUGAAUGGGUAGAUCUUUAGUUUUCAACUUAUUUCACAAAGUAAUUGUGAAAAGUGAAGUUCUAUGUACUAGUGCUAUUUAGUGCUUCAAAUUCACUUCCCUAAAAGUGCUUCUGGGGACAUGAACAUAAUUAAAGGAGUUAUAUUUUUCCCUGUAUCAUAUGACAGUUCUAGACAACAGGGUCCAAGAAAAAUCAAAUUUCAUUAAAGAAUUGUAGACAAGAUGCUCAAUUGGCACUUCCAUGUGCUCCAAGCUACUUUUUUGGAACUGAAUCUGGAAUACUUUAUGGCCCACCCAUGUACACCAUCUUGAGUUCAUAUAGAAGAAGAAAGAUAUAAAGGACCAAAACAUUAAAAAAAAAACAGUGGGAUACAGUGGGAUUUCAAAAAGUAUAAAAUUUAAAUGGCUAAAAUAUAUUUGCAUACCUAGCAUAAUAUACACAAACUGACAAGAGCUUCCAGUAGAUAAGAAACGUUCAAAUCCUUACAAUCAAUGAUUCUAAGACUGAACAUAUCUUUCGGAAAAACCUAUUGUUAGCAACUAGCACAUGCACAUUUAACAAUAAUUUUGUUUCUUGUAUGUUUGCUUUCAAAAUAAUUAAUAUCUUAUGUA